AAUUGUCUUGGUGAAGAAAAUCGCACAGUUUCCCACUUCUCGGUAAAACCAAAACAGGGCAAGGCAGCUGAAGACCUUCCAAGUUCUGUUGCUUCUCACAAACCAAAGCAACUUCCUUAAACCCACACCACCUAAGAAUUAAAAUAAAGAAGAAGAAGAAGAAGAAGCUGUGCUACUUCUUUGAUCUUACAUUCUACACACGAGGUGGAUUAUGGUUGUUGAAGGUCGGCCAACAGUCAGUAAGUGGUUUCUUUAAAAUGAAUCAAAAAAUUGGAGCUCUAUGCCAGGUGGAAACAAGGAGAUUGAUAUGGAUUCCAGGAUUUUUGUUUGCUGCUUUUAUAGUUUUCCAGUACUUCGAACAUCCAUAUGGUACUGCUCUAACCUCCUUGUUUUCAACUGAAAAGCUUCCGGUAUUGGGAAAAAAUAGUAGUAGUCUGCAAAAUGGAGAUUCACCAUCUAAUUCUGAGUUUGAUGGUAAUAUGUCAAUUCCCAAUUAUUCAAAUCACACUGGUACAGAUGCAAUUAUGGAGAUAGCUAAUGGUACUAGGACGUCUAAUUUUGUUUCGCAAGGAAUAGGCGUUUCGAACAGUUCUUUAGGAUUAGAUGUGGGUGAUAAUAACGAUUCUGAGGAGUCCUCAACUGUGAAUUUGGAAAAUCAGAACAAAACUUCAAUACCCGAUUCUGUCAAAAAUGUAGAUAAUAGAUUUUCACUAGGAGAGGGCGGUGAACCCGAACAGGACACUAAUAGAGAUAUCAAUAGCACAUAUAAUAAUUCUUCAAUGGGUGAAAUUGGGAAGGAAGGUAAUGUGGUGGUUUCUGAACAUGUUGGAAACUCAGCUUCUGAUUUAGCGCCUCCUCCAUCUGUGAUACCACCCCCUGUCAAUUCAUCAGAACACACUCCACCAAUAGGUGCGGAUACGAGUAUAAUAUCUCCCACUGUCUCUGGCAAUUCCAACACAUCUUUGGUGGAAAAAGACAGAACAACCACUUUGGAAGAAGAUGAAGAGUCCGAGCGGUUGCCUAAUGUCCUCAACCAAACAAAAAAUGCUUCAUCCCUGGACAUAGUCCCUGAGGUGAAAAAACAGCCUGAGGUUCCUACCUUGGCAGUGUAUCCAAUAUCUGAGAUGAAUAAAUUGUUGCUUCAGAGCCGGGCUUCCUACUUUUCGGUGAUACCAAAGUGGUCUUCACCAGUAGACCACGAACUCAAAUAUGCAGCAUCACAGAUUGAGAAUGCACCUGUUGUAAAAGAUGAUCCGAAUCUUUAUGCUCCUCUUUAUCGAAAUGUUUCCGAGUUCAAAAGGAGCUAUGAGUUGAUGGAAAAUAUGCUUAAAGUUUACAUUUACAGGGAAGGAGAGAGACCUAUAUUACACACACCAGUACUCAAGGGAAUAUAUGCUUCUGAGGGAUGGUUUAUGAAGCAGCUUGAAGCUAACAAAAAAUUUGUUACUAAAAGACCUAAGAAAGCCCACUUGUUUUACUUGCCCUUUAGCUCUCGAAUGUUAGAAGAAACCUUAUAUGUCCCGAAUUCACACAGUCAUAAGAAUCUCAUAGAAUAUUUGAAGAACUACUUGGACUUGGUUGCUGCAAAAUAUCCUUUCUGGAACAGGACUGGAGGAGCAGAUCAUUUUCUUGUUGCUUGCCAUGACUGGGCCCCUGCAGAGACAAGAAAUUAUAUGGCCAAGUGCAUUCGAGCUCUUUGCAAUUCUGACAUCAAAGAAGGUUUUGUUUUUGGCAAGGAUAUUUCUCUUCCUGAAACUUAUAUUCGCUUGGCUCAGAAUCCUGUCAGAGAUGUUGGAGGCAAACCUCCUUCUAAGAGAUCAACACUCGCAUUCUUUGCGGGGAGCAUGCAUGGUUAUCUUAGGCCUAUUCUAUUACAGCACUGGGAAAACAAAGAUCCUGACAUUAAAGUCUUUGGUAGAUUACCUAAGAGCAAGAACAAUAGGAACUAUGUUCAAUACAUGAAGAGAAGCAAAUACUGUAUAUGUGCAAAAGGCUACGAAGUGAACAGCCCUCGAGUAGUGGAGGCCAUUUUCUAUGAAUGUGUUCCGGUCAUCAUAUCUGACAAUUUCGUGCCUCCGUUUUUUGAUAUUCUGAAUUGGGAAUCUUUUGCAGUAUUUGUAAUGGAAAAAGAUAUUCCAAAUCUGAAGAAUAUACUUCUUUCAAUCCCGGAGAAGAGAUAUAGGUCGAUGCAGUUGAGGGUGAAAAGAGUACAACAGCAUUUUCUGUGGCAUUCUAGGCCUGUGAAGUAUGAUAUUUUUCACAUGAUACUCCACUCUGCUUGGUACCAUAGAAUUCAUCGAAUAAGUCCCAUAUAGCCGACUUCAAAUCUUGAAUUGUCUUCUUGGUGUCGGAUUUGAAAAAGUCUUUGUGGAUAUGAAAUGGUACGGUUGGUCAGUACAGAGUUUUGGAACGUGAAUAGAUAUCAAAUUUUUUCUUGUACAUAUAAGUGGCAGAACAGAGUGUAAGUGAUUUUGUCUAAUUUUUUGCUGUGUCUUUUUCAAUAAACUUUUUAGCUUAAUAGAUUAAGUAGUACAACAUGAGAAUCAUAAAACAGAUGAAAGAAAGCUGUUAGUUACCAUGAUGUACAUGACAGUAGCUUCACCAUUGAAAAAUUGGAAACUUAUUCAAUGAUUGUGGUAUUUUUUUUAAAUUGAUUA
Ziziphus jujuba (common jujube) is the source of this 2657-nucleotide messenger RNA. RefSeq names its product probable glycosyltransferase At3g07620. The coding region runs from base 258 to 2315 and encodes 685 amino acids. NCBI's taxonomy places the organism in Eukaryota, Viridiplantae, Streptophyta, Magnoliopsida, Rosales, Rhamnaceae. The transcript has 6 exons. The record is from RefSeq and is a predicted model, not a curated record. Gene Ontology annotation, molecular function: glycosyltransferase activity.